Apis mellifera (honey bee) is the source of this 5280-nucleotide messenger RNA. Its product is annotated as helix-loop-helix protein delilah. Bases 2373 to 3422 code for a protein of 349 amino acids. The transcript has 3 exons. NCBI's taxonomy places the organism in Eukaryota, Metazoa, Arthropoda, Insecta, Hymenoptera, Apidae. The record is from RefSeq and is a predicted model, not a curated record. Gene Ontology annotation, biological process: regulation of transcription by RNA polymerase II; developmental process. Gene Ontology annotation, molecular function: RNA polymerase II transcription regulatory region sequence-specific DNA binding; protein dimerization activity; DNA-binding transcription factor activity, RNA polymerase II-specific.
UGUCUCUCGUAGGUCCUAAUUCCCCCCCCUGGCGUCGCCCCUUAAAACCAGCCCUCCGUCCGGCCGUAUAGUGCGGCAAAAUGCUGAAACCUAACCCAUCUAUCGGAUGUCCGUGUUCAUUCUCAACGCGGACGCCAUGCGGUGCGUAGCACGGAGGUUUGAUCAGAAACGAGAGCUGCUAUACGCCGGGAAUAGCUGCGUGAAAAAGUGACCGAUGACGGAUACCGGGAAGAGCACGUCGGUUACGGUGUCGAGGAAACUUCGUUAACCAACAGGAAUUCGGAUCCAGUUAUCGUGAGUGACUGUCCUCUCGAUCCAAUCGACAGGAUUCCACAACCGCGUUUGAAACGAGAAACGAAAAAAAAAAAUGUGAUUCGCGAGUGUGUGUAUUUUGUACGUGAGAGUGAGAAUUCUCUACUUGUUUCUCUACACGAUCGAUGUAUACGGAUUUUUUGUAUGGAUUUAUUGAUUUUCGAGUGAAAGACUUUUGUAAAAUUUCUUCUUAAUUAUCGACCGGGAUUGUUAAAUUGGUUUCGGUAUUGGCUACGGCGCGUGUUCAAAAAUCUAUCUCGUCCUUUCUCCACCUUUUUUCCUCUCGUACGCUACACCAUCUAUCCGUGUCACUUCGUCGCGAGAUAUCGAGGGUUUCGUCCACGUUUUACGUCUCAUUUUGUAGCUAAACGCGAUGCGAGCCGCGACGCGAUCCAAUUCGAAACGACGCUACUCUGAUCGGUAACGAAUGCUGGAUGUGAAAAAUUUGCCGACUGAAUGGAGUUAUAUUUGUGUAAUAGAUUUUCCGAUUUUCGACUAGUUUCAAAGAAUCGUGGUUGCAAACAUCGCCCCGAGAAGAGUUAUCGAUCGAAACAGAUUUUAAUGUUGGAAUUACGCGAAAGAAGAAAGUUCGUAUGGUGCUCCGAAAGUAUUGACGACCAUCGCCGAAAUAUCGAUCUCAAGAUACUUGGCCGUUUCAACCGGCGAAAGAAUUCGUGCCUUAAAUUUUCAAUAACGAGUGACCUUAGUGUUGCGAGCAGAGCAGCGAAAAUUGGUUACAAGUGCCUUAACAGUCGAAAUAGAUAAAUCGAUUCGUAAUAAAGUGUUGAAAAAUAUAAACUGAUGAUUAUUCGUUAUAAAGUUCGUCAUUAAGAAUCGCGUUUCAAUUCUCUAUUUGAAAUCGUUAAUCGUGCUUUCCUUGUAAAUAAGCAUUUAACUGGUGCUAUAUACAAUUCCUUCAGUUAUAUUGUGAUAAUACGAUUCAAAGAUCUCGAUUCUAAUUGAAACGUCACGCGACGCUCGACCAACGUACAAUUUCAAAUGUUAUCGUUGAACGUGGAGAAGAGAGAGAGAGAGGAGGCGAACGGAAGAUCCUUCGAACGUUGAUCCUUUUUCGAUAUGCAAUUUUUUUUCAAAUAUUUUCGGAAAAAUAACUACAAUUCGGAUUCCGAGGAAUAAUUUCCAAGGAGUCGACGACCGUCGUGGAGAAGAAUAGACGGUGACCUCAUGCUUUACUUAAGUCGUUGUGACCGACAACGAGACAAUUGGAUCUUGGUUCGGGUCAUCAGCUUCGUCAUUUGGUAGAAAAAAGAAAGAGCCGUGGAAUAUCGAAAGCUUCGGCAAACACGCUCGUUCGUCGUAAUGACGAAUUACGAUUUCUCAUUAAAUCGUUUUUUACGAUAAUAUCUCUUUUUCGAUCGAGAAAGAUAACAACGGCCGUUAUCUAACACAUCUCCGUUAAUAAAUCGUGAGGAGGGGAAAAAUUUCGAUAUUUCUUUUUUUUUUUUUUUUUUCCCUGUAAUAAAAGAGAUACAAUUCGUCGUUACGAUCGAAUUUAAAAAUUAAACACUUGGUGGUUUUAACUUUGUGCCGAAAUGAUAUUUUUCUAAACGAGAUAAUUACUUACAAAUAAUAACAAAUCAUCGAUGAUACUCAACAUCCCGCGAGAUAUUCUGACCCAGAUACAAACAUCGAAUCGAACAGUCGUCUAACCGUCUGUCUCUGAUAAUCAUCUUUGUCUUUCAAAGGGAGAGCGAGUUUUAUUUAUAAAGUCUAUCAAUUAGACUCGUCCUCGAAAGGCAUUAGAGUCGAUAAGCUACUCGUCCACUUCGCUAUUCUCACGACACACAAACUCGUUCUGCGCAUCGACACAAUCGAAACCUGUUAUUUUUUUUUUUUUUUUAAACGAGAAUAUCUCUACCUCGUAACGUUGAAAAAAUUUCACGCUGAACGACUUUUGCGCGUUCCAUUCGAGAAGAAAGAGAGAAAGACCGAUGAGAACCGAGUUGGAUUUUGCCAACGAUCGUUUCGUUCACACCGCCGCGUUCAACGCGUAGCACGCUUUCCUGCUCGGCCGUUGAAAACUAAAACACCGGAUCACGAUGACUACGAUGGGCGUUACGGUAUUCUGUAACAGGGUGCAAAUAAACGGGAACGAUCAAGAGCAAUUGAUGUUGUUGCGAACCCUGCAGGACAACGAGAGCAAUAUAAUCGGGAAUCAAUCGCACCUGAUCGUGCCGAAGAAUAACAACAACGGUGGCGUGAGCGCGAAUUCGGCGACGGUGCUGCCGCCUUACGACCCAUCCAGAUUGAAGAAACACGGGAAAAACGGGCAACCGCCGCCUGUCGCCGUCGCUCGAAGGAACGCGCGCGAACGGAAUCGAGUGAAACAGGUGAACAAUGGAUUCGCUACAUUGAGACAACACAUUCCGAGCCACAUCGCCGCAGGAUACGGAGAUAGGGGCAAGAAAUUGUCGAAAGUGGAAACCUUACGAAUGGCCGUCGAGUACAUUAGGGGACUUCAAAGGUUGCUCGCCGAGGCUGAUGGCGUAGAAUACGAUUCGGCGGGCUCGGUUGCCGCGACACAGCGCGUCCCGUCGCCCACCAGUAGCAUCGUUUCGUCGAGUCACAACGGUUCUGGGGAGAGGCUCGCUCUCGAGGACGACAUACUCGCCGCCGAGGACGAGGACGGGGAACAAUUGGAAGAAGACGAGGAAGUUGGGAAACGAAAAAACACGUGUUCCAAGUUAUCGCCGAAUCGGACCGCCGCAAUUCCAUCGCCCCACGAUUACUACGCUUCCUCGAUAGGCGACGAGGAGAAUCUUGAGCCGAGGACGACACUUUCGUCCUCGAACGCGCAAAAUUUCUCCCGCCUCUCCCCGAAUUCGGUAGCAUCCCCACCGUCCGAGUAUUACGGGCAAAAUGAGGAGAAUCUCGAGCCACAAAUUCUGUCCCCGUACAGCGGCGGCGGGGACAGCGAAGAGGGUGCAGCCACCGUUUACGCGGCAAGCCCGGAAACCUUUUCUGGGGCUUUGUAUUAUAAGCAGGAGAUCACCGAAUCCGGUGAAUUCAUGGACGUCGUCAGCUGGUGGGAACAGGAGCAGGGCAGGCUAGUACAUCAGCAACACACGCAACGACUCACGCACGUCUAAUAAAAAGAUUCGUCGCGGAAACUCGGAUACCACGAUUCGUUCACGAUGAUCUCGCGGAACGAAGAGUCGUUUCGGGGCGAAAUUUCUCAAGUGGCAGUUUGAGGUUAACGGACAAUCAGUACUUACCGCGCAAAGUACUUUCACAGAAGAUGGCACUGCCUUCGGUUUUUACGCUUGCUCCAUGGAUACUAUAGGACGUAAUGAAUAAGAUUGCAAGAAAGCAUUUUUCAAUUGUGCCUUAAAAAAAGCGGCCUUCUUACAGAGAAACGCAAAUAUGUCUAACGUUUUAAAUCUAGCGUGAGCAUAAAAUUAAAAAUUAUACACUCGCGAAAUUAACUUCAAAUAAAUAUUAUUUGAAGAGAAUUCCAUCUUGGCAACGAUUCGAUCUGAAUCAAAAUUACAAUUUUUGAUCGAUUUCGAGUACUGAGUCGCCGUUUAAUAAGAUUUUAACAUAUUUACGAACGAGUAAUUUUGUAUGUGUGUUAAAAUAUGAACGGUUGACUUGAAUUAAUUUUAUCCGAUGUUAUUCGUAUCGAGAAUAAUACUUGUUAAAAUUUCAAGAAGUAUAAUCAAACGAACCAGAGGCGGUGUUUAUAAGUUUCUAAAAAAUUCGAGAUUUAAAAAAACUCAAAAUUAAGCAAUAAAUCUUUCUCUAAAAAAGAAAAAAGUGAUACAUUUCACGUUCAGGAUAUAACAAUAGAUCUUAGUAUUAUCGUUAGAUUAAAAUCGAUAGAAAAUAAUAUUAAUAAAUCAAAAAAAAAAAAAAAAAAAAAUAUGUACAUAUAGGAAAGUGCCUUAAGUAAGUAAGACUCAAGAUGAAUCGUGUUGAUGACCGAUAAAACUAUUUUUUCUACUUUAUACUUUUUAACGAAACUAUUUAAGAAACAUUUUUACUAUUUAUAUCGUACAAUGUCGUCCAUUAAGAUGUUAAGGAAUCACGUUGUUAAGGCAUAUACGCUUGAAAAAGGAAAAAAAAGGAAAGAAUAAUUUUUGCGUGCCAACAAAGGAAAAUAUUAUUACCACGAUAUUAUUUAAUUGAUUGAUUGAUCGAUUGAUUAUUGUAUAAGUCUCGGUCGGUAUAUAUUUUAUUAAGAACGAGAUGAAAAAAAUUCGAACGAAGAAUUACGCGUUUGUAUUAAUUUUCUUAUUCACAAUAUGAAUAGAAGACAAAGAGAAACAAGUUUGUACUCGAAUUGAAAACAUACGAUCACACGUUAUAAGCGUUAAUACCACCCUCGCGAUGAUUUGUAAAUUUUUGCGUCAGCCCGAAGUACUUGAUUAUUAAUUUAAUUGUAUAACGAAGAACGUAACCGAUUAAUUACCGUUGUAUCGACAAUUAAACUUCUCUCCUAUUUAAUUGUUUAAAACGCACAAUACCACACAAUACGUUCGUCCAGUUCUAUAGAAGGGGAAGAGGAGGGGGGGGGGAAGAAGGGGAACGUCUCCAAUCUUAAAUUAUUCAGAAAUAUAAUAUAAAUAUAUAUUUCUGUAUAAUAUAAAUUAUACAGAAAUAUGUUUUGUAAAUACAAAGUGCCUUGUAUGAUUUGUAACUACAAAUUGUAAACUGUCUUGGAAAAAAAAAUUUGGAAUUCCAACUUUUGCAGAGAAGUUUUUAAACACGAAUUCACGAUGAAAUAUAAAUAUAGAGAUACAAAUUGGAGAACCGAAUUUUGUUCGAAGGCAAGAUUUCAUUUGUUUUUUGUUAACACGCAACGGAAAGUUUCUUCUUUAUCCAGCGAUAUCUCUUCUUUAUCCAUAGAUAUUUCUCGACUCGGCCACUCGCUAUGUUUACAUUACUGUUACACACACUAUGUUUAAAUUAUUUUACACACAAUAAAUUUCCAUUCUCAACCGGCAA